AUGUCCGGUGCAGGUAAUCGUGAACAAGUGUUUCCAACACGUAUGACAUUAGGAGUUAUGAAAUCAAAAUUAAAAGGAGCUCAACAAGGACAUUCAUUAUUAAAAAGAAAAUCAGAAGCAUUAACAAAAAGAUUUAGAGAUAUAACUCAAAGAAUUGAUGAUGCUAAAACUAAAAUGGGUAGAGUAAUGCAAACUGCUGCUUUUUCAUUAGCAGAAGUAUCAUAUGCUACAGGAGAUAAUAUAUCAUAUCAAGUUCAAGAAAGUGUUCAAAAUGCAAGAUUUCAAGUACAAGCAAAACAAGAAAAUGUAUCAGGUGUAUAUUUACCAACUUUUGAAAGUAAAAUAAAUGAAAAUAUAAAUGAUUUUAAAUUAACUGGUUUAGGUAGAGGUGGUCAACAAGUUCAAAAAGCAAAACAAGUUUAUACAAAAGCUGUUGAAACAUUAGUUGAAUUAGCAUCUUUACAAACUGCUUUUAUUAUAUUAGAUGAAGUUAUAAAAGUUACAAAUAGAAGAGUAAAUGCUAUUGAACAUGUUAUAAUACCAAGAACUGAAAAUACUAUAUCUUAUAUUAAUUCAGAAUUAGAUGAAUUAGAUAGAGAAGAAUUUUAUAGAUUAAAAAAAGUUCAAGAAAAAAAACAAGAAGCUGCUGCUGCUGCUGAAGAAGAAGAUAAAUUAGCUUUAGCUGCUGCUGAAGGUGAAACUGAUAUUGGUGGUAUACGAAAUAAUGAAAAUAGUUUAAAUGUUCAAGCUGAUAAAAAAAGAGAUGAUAUUUUAGAAGAAAAUGAAGAUGAUGUUAUAUUUUGA
This is a messenger RNA of Lodderomyces pseudojiufengensis, 804 nucleotides long. RefSeq names its product H(+)-transporting V1 sector ATPase subunit D (gene VMA8). Gene Ontology annotation, molecular function: proton-transporting ATPase activity, rotational mechanism. The coding region runs from base 1 to 804 and encodes 267 amino acids. NCBI's taxonomy places the organism in Eukaryota, Fungi, Ascomycota, Pichiomycetes, Serinales, Debaryomycetaceae. The transcript has a single exon. Gene Ontology annotation, biological process: vacuolar acidification. Gene Ontology annotation, cellular component: fungal-type vacuole membrane; vacuolar proton-transporting V-type ATPase complex. The record is from RefSeq and is a predicted model, not a curated record.